AUGUCCCUGGGGGACUACAGCCGCCGCAGAGAGGGAUCUUCCCGGGGGCCCCACGGCAUCCUAGUUGGCGCCGGCCUCAGGCCCUCAACCCUGCCUCCCUCACGAGGCUUUCCCGGAGGCGGCGAGAGCGUGGCCGGCCCGGAGGAGGCCCCAGCCGCCAGCCCGCUGCUAGAAGACCUCCGGCAGCGGCUGGCGAGCGCCUUCCAGCGGGCGGCGCCGCGCGGCGUCUCGAGGCGCUCGCGGGAGGAGGAGGAGGCGGCGCAGGCGGCGCAGGCGGCGCGGGAGGAGCAGAGCCGGACGCGCGUCGAGAGCGCCCUGGCCGGGCUGCGCGCCGAGCUGCUGGAAAUGCAUUUCCAGAAUUGCCAGCUGGCCAGAACUUUGCUGGAUUUAAACAUGAAAAUGCAGCAAUUGAAAAAGUAUGAACUGGAAAUUGCAUCAGAAUUGCAAAGCUCGGAAGAUAAUGUCGUGAAUAUGGAAUGAGGAAACGCACAGAAGACGAUCUGA
Molecule: messenger RNA, 504 nt
Organism: Lipotes vexillifer (Yangtze River dolphin)
Lineage: Eukaryota; Metazoa; Chordata; Mammalia; Artiodactyla; Lipotidae
Gene: AARD
Product: alanine and arginine rich domain containing protein
Exons: 2
Source: RefSeq, a predicted model, not a curated record